This is a messenger RNA of Catharus ustulatus (Swainson's thrush), 2646 nucleotides long. RefSeq lists its product as uncharacterized. The transcript is spliced from 2 exons. The record is from RefSeq and is a predicted model, not a curated record. Bases 203 to 2347 code for a protein of 714 amino acids. Lineage: Eukaryota; Metazoa; Chordata; Aves; Passeriformes; Turdidae.
CACGUCGGCACCGAGUGAUUCUCGGGGAGUCAUCGGUUCGUGCCUGACCCCGCACCUGUCGGACAACUGCAGGAGUCCUUACAGCGCUGCGAGGAGCAUUGCAGUGGAACUGGCCUCUGCCCUUGGAAAAUCCUGUCCAUGACAUCCAGCCAGGAGAUCAAGUAUAUGUGAAGAACUGGAAUACGGAACCCUUGAGAGAAGUAUGGGACGGUCCUCACCAGGUGAUCAUGACUACCUACACAGCAGUGAAAGUCCAAGGGAUCGAGAAUUGGAUUCACUACACUCGAAUCAAGAAGGUCCCGUCAAGAUGGGAAGUACAGCCUCUGUCAGCAACAAAAAUGGUGUUCAGGGCAAGGCCUUAGUUCUUUUAACAUUAGUCUGCAUAAUGCAGGUGGGAGAAGCGUUUGUUAAAAUCAUAGUUCCGGAGCCAGAUGUAAUAGUGCCGGAAGGUGCGGGAGUAAAUUUAACCUGUCUGUUUUCUAGCAACCAGAGAGCUGGAUUAAAAGAAGUAAAAGCAGCCUGGAAACAAAUCACCACAGACGAAGUAUUUACAGAAGAGAUCGUGACACUUUGGGAUAUGGAACAGCAAAAAGGUAGCACCACAUUGAUGAUAUCUCAUAUGCAAGCUGAUCAGGUAGGACAAUUCUCAUGUGUUGUGUGGAUUAGAGAAAGCUUUAACUACGAAAAGAUAAAUGUAGAUAUUCUAAAAAAGAAUAAGAGAGUACGACAGGUGACAGGAGUUGGAAAAACACAACAAGAAUUGGGACAAGAAAAUUUAAUAGUGGGAUUAGUUAGAGAUUUUGGGCAAGUACAAAAUACUACGUCCAUCACUGCAUGUUUACCUUUACCUAAAGCGGCGGGGGAACCAAUACCAUGGGGAAUAAUUCCCAUGCCUGAACCACCUGUGAAUAAGAGUAUCCAGGAAAAAUGUAUUCCAGUGAGCAGGACAAUUAUGAAAAAGCAACAAGUAAUCAUAGGAAGGGAAACUUUACCUCUCCCACUAACAUGGGAGGAGUGCAGGAAGAGACCUGAUUAUGAUGGAUGGACUCCAUUAACGGGAAUAUUAGCAAAUGUCUGGCUCACUAGAGGGAAAGGACAAUGUUCAAUAGCAAAGAAAGGAGAAAGGUCGGUGCCCACCCAAGUGAUGGAAUUUAGUUGCCAGAAUGUUACAAGUCAAUCUUCAUCCUGGGAUGAGUGGAAAACAAUUUGGGGUCCCAGCUUGUUAGAAUCUUACAGCUACAUAGGACCAGUACAUUGGUGUAUUGAAUGGUCAGGCCAAAGGGAACAAAAACAUUUAAGAAUGUUAGGGACUGAAGUAGUAAGACGGGAUCGAAUGACCCCCACACCUAGCUGGAAUUGUAGCAAAAUCAUCACAUGUGAUACCCCUGAAUCCCAAAUUGGUUUAGUGCCAGUCCGGAUACUACUAAAAUGGGGCUGUGAAUGUCAAAGAUAUAACCAUACAAUAACAGGAGAAAUAAAGGGGGCUUGGAAAGAUUGUCAGGUGACUACCGUCAGGAGUCCAGGGCAUUCGGUGUGGGUAAUGGGGCACAGACAAUGGACUGCCCAUAUGCCCAUUAACGGCCCAGUCACGCAGAUUACGUUAGGGGUCCCUACGCUCUGCCCUCUCUGGAAACAGUCUAAAUUAACACAAAGAGAGAUACAGUCACGAACAAAGAGAGAAACAAAUGAGGUGGCAGAAGAACUAGGACUGGGAGAUGAAGAUGAGUGGCAUGAACCCUCAUCAGGAGUUAAAUUUGGAUGGGUACUGGAAUCCCUGUUUGCACAAAUUUCUACAUAUAGAAACCGGGAGAUGCUGUACAAAUUAUUGGGACAAACUGAGAGGUUAGCUGCAGUUACAAAGAAAGGAUUUAGGGAUCUAAAUUUACAGUUGCAAGCAACAACAAGAAUGACAGUCCAAAAUAGGAUGGCAUUAGAUUUGCUCUUAUUAAAAGAACACGGAGUCUGUGGAUACCUCCAAGGAAAGGUUGAUCAUUGCUGUGUACAUAUCCCAAAUGUCACAGAAGAAGUAGAAAAGGAUAUAAGUCAAUUGAAACAAAUCGAAACAAAAGUGCAUGAAGUCCAGGAAGAAGCUGAACAUAAUUGGGUAGGAGCACUAUUUAGCUCCCUAGGAAUCCAGGUCUCUGGUUGGAUAUCAUCAAUUGUACAAUAUGUAAUAAUGAUUGUGUUAAUUAUUGUAGUCUGCAUGAUUAUGUAUAGAUGUCUUUUAGGAAUGAUUGCCAGAGAAGGAACUUAUACUCGACGAGUCAUGAGAGCACUAACUCGGAAAGAAGUAAUCCUACCAAGUCAAAGAGAAGACCCACCAUCCUACUUAGAAACCAUUACUUGAAGAGUUGAGCAUCCUUGCAGAAAAUCUGAAGAAUGCUCAAAAGGGGGGAGUUGAUACCGAAAUAACGAGAAAAAGAACUAAUGUAGAUAUAGCAAUAGCAGUAGUUAUGCUAAGGCUUAGAAAGCGGCAGUUCACAAGCAGGCCCUGGGAAACAGGCAGGCCUGGACAGGCCUGGAAUGUACUAAGAAUCACAAACUAGUAGAGCAUGCAGAACGUAGUGAAGUAAUAAAUGAUAAAGGUUAAUGUAUAAUCAAUGAUAAAGGGUUCUGGUGGUGGGAUGACAAGCAAGGGGGAUUAAA